Molecule: messenger RNA, 1655 nt
Organism: Eleginops maclovinus (Patagonian blennie)
Lineage: Eukaryota; Metazoa; Chordata; Actinopteri; Perciformes; Eleginopidae
Gene: pex14
Product: peroxisomal biogenesis factor 14
Exons: 8
Coding region: 280-1290 (336 amino acids)
Biological process (GO): protein import into peroxisome matrix, docking
Cellular component (GO): peroxisomal membrane; peroxisomal importomer complex
Molecular function (GO): signaling receptor binding
Source: RefSeq, a predicted model, not a curated record
GCUCACGGAUGUGGAGGUAGAGUUGGCCAUCCAGCGCUCUGGAAGCACAGAAGAAGUCCUGCCUCUGAUCCCUGUGGGGCCCCAACAUUCACCCCAUGCAACUCAGCUGGCUCUUGCACCACAUAAAGGACAGGAAGGCCUCCACUGAACCCAAUAAAUUUGAGAGGAGAUUGGAAAAACGGGGGAUGGAUACCACAGUUCCACCGCUUAAGUGACCAAAUAAAAAAAGGAAGAUGGCAGAGUGGAAGUGGUAGAGGAAAAAGGAGAGACAGAGGAAGAAUGAAAGGUCCUAACGGGGGGAAAGAGCAAGUGAAGACCCCUUGUGAUGCAGCGGGGCUUGUUCAGGGUCAACCACCUAUCCCAAGGACUCCCAGGCCUUUCAGAAGCAAGGUAUUCUGGGGUCCCACCAGCUACAGAUGGAGAGACUACGGUGCCCUCACCAUCAUUAUGGUCGGCAUCGCCUUUGGCUUUCAUCAGCUUUACAAAAAAUACAUCCUUCCCCUCAUUAUGGGCCGCCGAGAGGACAAGAAGCAUCUGCAGAGGAUGGAGAGCAACAUUGCGGCAAUGAGUGGCACGCUGACACAGACAGUGAGCCAGCUGCAGCAGACUCUGGUCUCUGUCCAGGAGCUCCUGAUCCAGCAGCAGCAGAAAAUCCAGGAGCUUUCUCAAGAACUGACUUCAGCAAAGACAUCGUCUUCAACAAACCGUGUCCUGGACAGCCAAACAGUUGGAGAGCUGAAGGCCGAGAUCGUCUCUUUGAAGGGCUUACUGCUCAGCAGGAAACAAUUCCCUUCCUCUCCCACUAUACCUAAAAUCCCCUCAUGGCAGAUUCCUCUGAAGCCGCCAUCGGUACCCGGCUUUCUGCCAGUCAACCACACCAACAGCAGCAGCGACAUCUCCCCUGUCAGUAACGAGUCCGCCAACUCGUCCCCCAGCAAAGAUGGACACCACAGCUCCCAGGAUGCCAUGGGAGAGCCUGAUGUAGUUCAUGUUAUCAAUGGAGACGACGGCACCGUGGGCCUCGGUGCAACGAUGCUCCUAGACCUGAAGGACCAGGUCCGCAUGGAGGUGCAGGGGGAGGAGGAGAAGAAGGAGGAAGAGGAGCAGGUGGUCAGCCACGUAGACGAGGAGGAAGAAGAAGAAGAAGAGAAGGAGGAGGAGGAAGACGGUGUAAGCAUGCACACAGUGGAUCGGCGUGGGGAUGGACAGAUUAAUGAACAGGUGGACAAACUGAGGCGCCCCGAGGGUGCCAGCAAUGAAAGCGAGCUAACAAGAAGAGUCCAUGAGUGAGAAGAAGGGAUAUCAGCUCUGGUGCCAUUUCCACAUCCGUCACAUGGCCUUCUUAGGAACACAGAAAAGGUAGAAGGGCUCUGCACGUAUCCGUGUGACACCCGUCCUGACCUACGAAUGAUGUUGUUGAGUUUCUGUUAAAGUCUUGAAUGAGGAGAUAAUGAUGUAAACUAUAUCUUUUCAUUGAGAAGAGAUUAAUAUGUAUGGAUGAAUAAGGUUGGCUGAAAGAAGCACUUAAUCAAGAAAUGUAACGUUUGCUUCUCAGCCCCUGUAGAGCCUUUGAUUGGUCCUCUCUGUAACAUGCUGAUUACUGUCUGAUGUCAGCCACAGGUGUACAUAUGUGAAAUAAAUCUGAUAGUAAAGUA